Molecule: messenger RNA, 1029 nt
Organism: Tribolium castaneum (red flour beetle)
Lineage: Eukaryota; Metazoa; Arthropoda; Insecta; Coleoptera; Tenebrionidae
Gene: Reg-2
Product: Rhythmically expressed gene 2
Exons: 1
Coding region: 121-894 (257 amino acids)
Cellular component (GO): nucleus
Source: RefSeq, a predicted model, not a curated record
GCUCCUGCUCCCGACCUUGAGCUUAGUCAUCUCUAUCAGUUCGAUGUAGCCGUGAGUGUCAACCUCAGCAGGACUGAAUUCCUGCCAUUCAGUCAGUGCAAACUCCUCGUAAGUGCCACAAUGAACCUCUCCCGUUUCCGGUUAAUAACCUUCGACGUGACCGACACCCUCCUCAAAUUCCGCUCGGCUCCGGGCAAGCAAUACGGCGAAGUGGGCGCCAUGUACGGCGUCCUCGUCGACUCCAACUCACUCAGCGCCAAUUUCAAAUCACACUGGCAUAAAAUGAACGCAGAACACCCCAAUUUCGGCAAAAAUGGCCUUGGCUGGCAAAGCUGGUGGAAGCAAAUUGUGGUGGGCACCUUCAAGGACUCUAAAUUGGACCUGGACGACCGGAAACUGGACUCAAUCGCUUCGCAUUUAAUCGAAUUGUAUGAAACCUCCAUGUGCUGGCAGCCCAGUUAUGGGGCUUUGGGGCUGUUGUCGUAUUUGAGACACCGGGGGGUGCCCAUGGGGGUGAUCUCUAAUUUUGACCCAAGACUGGACUCGACUUUGGUCAAUACGAAGUUGAGGCACUAUUUUAAGUUUGUGACAGCGUCUUAUGAAGUCGGAGUGGCUAAACCUAGUCAGGGGAUUUUCGAAAAAGCAAUGGAAAUGUCUGGGAUUAGCGAUAUCAAGCCUGAGGAGUGUCUCCAUGUUGGGAACACCGUUCUUUUGGAUUAUGUUGGGGCCAGGAAGAGUGGAUGGAGUGCUGCGUUGAUACAUGACAAAGACUUGAAACAAGUUAAAGAGAAAUAUCCCUUCGUUAAUGGCAAUUACGUGUUUUCGAGUUUGUACGAACUGCAUAGAUAUUUUUUAGAAAAUAGUGACGUUAAAUUAAGUGCGCAAUCGUUUUGAAUAAGACCAAAGUAUUGUUUUGUUGUAUUUAUUUUAUUUUAUUUUGGAUCAUGUCUCGGAAGACGAAUCUUUAUCUUAUCGCAGUGGAAUGAAUAUGCGAUUCUGUGAAACAAAAUAAACUGUUUUCAAAUCUUA